AUGAUUCGUACAAGUGUAAUUACUUUGUUGACGAUUUGCGUGGUGUGUUCGUUUUGUGAUCGUGAGUUCGUCUCGCUUGGUCGACAUAAAUGGCGGUGUAAGGAACGUAUUAAUCAUGAUGAGAAAGACCAUGUAGAUGCUCGAUCCCGGGAAAUGCCAAUAACAAAGUCACCUAGUAUUCCUGUUCCUAGCGUUACUGUUGUCAAAUGUUGUUGUGGCAAAAUAUGCAAAGGCGUGCGUGGUCUUAAAAUGCAUCAGCGUAGUUGUCAAGUGAUACACAGCCUUAACGACGAACUGGCUACUGAUCUGGAAGAACAAAUAACGACAGAUGAUACUACAAAUACUCCUGAAUCUGAAAAUUGCCAAGCUGAUAACCAUAUGACUUAUGAUGAUCGACUCCCUGAACUCAAAAAAGGCAUUAUUUUACCUAAAAAUGACUCUGAAUGGCUAACGGCUAAUGAUUUUUUCAAAUGUGCGCUGCAGAUAAAUCAUCCAAUCAGCUCUCCAGAUGCAAAUUCAAAAAUAAAGUUAUUAAACGAUGUUAUUUACAACUACUUCGCAGAUAAUUUUGGUCAUAAUGAGUCUAUUCCAGAUAAAAAUAUCGUUGCUAAAUAUAAAGAAUGUACAGUUAAGGAAUUAAAGAAAGCGUUGCAGAAUUUAAAACGUAACGAAGGUAACCUUACUGAAAUUAGACACGUCUCUCGAAUAUUGCGUAACAAACUUCGCAAUAUCAACAACAACGACGAUGGGCUAGCCUCUUGCAAUCAGACGCUCAAUCACGACAAGUAUAUCACCCGGAACUUUUGGGGCUAUAUUAAAAAUAUCAUAAAUAAGAAGGAUUCAAUAUUACCUUCCUUCAACGUGAAUGAUUGCCUCACUUAUUUUUCUAAAUCUCUGGCUAAAAUUAAUCCUAAUCAACUGUUCACUAUUCCCAGCUGGAUUCCAAAGUUAUGUGACCCCGAAGUUCAAUUUAACCUUAAUCCCCCGACAUACCAACAAGUUACUAAUGUUAUACGGAAAAUGAAAUCGUCUGGCUCCCCUUGUCCCCUUGACCAACUUUCCAUUAUUUGUUUCAAGCGAUGUUCGUUUCUCAGAAGUUACCUUACCGAAAUUAUUCAUGAAAUUUGGCACUCUGGUAAUGUCCCAACUGAAUGGAAGCGAGCAUGUACAAUUUUAAUUCAUAAGAAAGGCAACACCGCUGAUCCUUCAAACUUCCGACCAAUUACGCUUCAGUCUAUACCAUUAAAAGUCUUCACGUCCUGUCUAAGAAAUGUAGUGUACUCCUUCCUAGCAUCAAAUAACUUCAUCGAACACAAGAUUCAAAAAGGUUUUACCCCCAACCUUUCUGGAACUCUAGAACAUACAGCGCAAAUGGCUGAUAUCAUCAAUAAAGCUCGGAUCAGACAACGCUCUGUUGUCAUCACCUUACUUGAUCUAAAAAAUGCGUUCGGCGAAGUCCAUCAUAACUUAAUUCAAUCAGUCCUUGACUAUCAUCAUAUUCCCGAUCACAUUAAAUUAAUUAUAAAUAGUUUAUAUACCGACUUCCAAACCUCAAUAAUCACCUCGGAAUACUGCACUCCAUUCAUCCCCGUUGGCCGUGGCGUCCUGCAAGGUGACUGCCUGAGCCCUCUCCUUUUCAACAUGUGCUUUAACACCUUCAUUCAACAUAUCAAAGUUGAAAAGUACCGUCAAUUUGGCUUCUCCUUUAAAUUGUUAAAUCCUAUCCACUGGUUCCAGUUUGCUGAUGACGCAGCCGUAAUUACUGGCCAAGAAACUGAAAACCAACAUCUGUUGAAUCGUUUCGCUAUUUGGUGCCAAUGGGCUGAUAUGAUUAUCCGUGUUGACAAGCGUAGUACCUUUGGCAUUAAGAAAGCAAUCACAAAAUCAGUGCAAUACUUGCCCAAACUCUUCAUUCAUAAUAACAUGAUACCAACAAUUAAGAGCGGUGAAGCAUUUAAUUAUUUAGGACGUUACUUUGACUUCAACAUGUCGAAUGAGAACCACAAGUAUGAACUUAUUACCCUUAUCAGUGAGUUAAUGUCUGAAAUUGACUCAAAACCACUCCAUCCAAAGAAUAAACUUCGUGUAUAUAGUCGUUAUGUCCUAUCAAAACUGUCAUGGCAUUUCACCGUCGCUACACUCUCAAAAACAUGGGUCAUCGAAAAUAUUGAUUCCGUAGUCAAUCAAUACAUCCGUAAAUGGCUAGAGAUUCCAAUCUCGGGAACACUUAGUUCUGUUUUCAUAACUUCUAAUAAAUUCGGCCAAGGUAUCUAUCCUCCAUCUGUAAAAUUCAUUCAAUGCCAAACUGUUAUUCGGAAAGCCUUAAAACUCUCUCCUAAUGAAGAAAUUAACGAGUUAUGGAAAUCUACUAAUACGCACACUAAUAUUCAAUAUGACGCCUAUAACAGUUCGAAAGAAGUGAUUAAAGAUUUCCGCUUAGGACAUGAAGUUAAACUCCGAGACCAGCUUCAUAUUCAAGGAUCCUUUUUCUCCAGUGUAACAAAGUUAUCAUUAUUACAGCUAAACAAG
This is a messenger RNA of Dendronephthya gigantea, 2529 nucleotides long. RefSeq lists its product as uncharacterized. The transcript has a single exon. The record is from RefSeq and is a predicted model, not a curated record. NCBI's taxonomy places the organism in Eukaryota, Metazoa, Cnidaria, Anthozoa, Malacalcyonacea, Nephtheidae. The annotation marks the transcript as partial.